AGCUAAAAGUCAACAAAUGACACACACAAUAAAAGAGUAUGUCAUAUUGUAGAAAACACCUACAAUUCUACAAAGGUUGUUAAGAGAAGCAAGUCAUUGCACCAUCUAAGUCUUUAGAUCUACAUAUAUAAAUAUGUGAAUCUUAACACAAACUUACCUCAAAAAAGUCGUACUAUCAUAUAAGGUAGCUAGACCAUCAUAUUGCUAGUAGAAAUUAAACUUGAUCGAUCAAGUCAUAUUUUAUAUCAUAUAAGGUAGCUAGACUAUCAUAUUGGUGGUAGCAACUCAAUCGAGCAAUCGAUCAUGGAGGUUGAGAAGAAUGAGAACGUUAAGAACGGCAACAUUCUUAAGGAUGAGAAUAGUUUAAAGAAAGAAAAAGCUCUUAAUGAUUGGCUUCCGAUCACGGCUAGCCGGAAGGGAAAGUGGUGGUAUGCUGCCACUCAUAAUGUUACUAGUAUGGUUGGUGCUGGUAUUCUUGGUUUACCUUAUGCUAUGGCUCAACUUGGAUGGGGAGCAGGUGUGACAAUCUUAGUAAUGUCAUGGGUAGUAACGCUAUACACACUAUGGCAAAUGGUAGAAAUGCAUGAGAUGAUACCAGGGAAGAGGUUUGAUAGGUAUCACGAGUUGGGGCAAUACGCAUUUGGAGAUAAAUUGGGAUUAUGGCUUGUUGUGCCGCAACAAUUGAUAGUUCAGGCGGGUUGUGACAUUGUUUACAUGGUUACAGGAGGUACUUCACUCCAGAAGUUCUAUACUAUUGUUUGUCCGCAUGGAAAACACAUCAAGCUCACUUACUUCAUUAUGAUCUUUGCUUCCGUUCAGUUCUUCCUUUCUAAUUUACCUAACUUUAACUCCAUCACUGGUGUCUCUUUUGCUGCCGCGGUUAUGUCUCUCAGUUAUUCUGCCAUUGCUUGGAUAGCUUCAUUGAUAAAGGGUGUACAACCAGACACAAGUUAUGGCAGUAGGUACAACACUCAUGCAGGAGAAGUAUUUGGAUUUUUAAGUGGGUUAGGAACGGUUGCAUUCGCUUUUUCUGGUCACAAUGUUGUCUUGGAGAUCCAAGCAACAAUUCCUUCUACCCCGGAAAAACCUUCCAAAAAACCUAUGUGGAAAGGAUCUCUGCUUGCUUAUAUUGUUGUGGCAUUAUGUUAUUUUCCAGUAGCUUUUGUUGGUUACCUUGUGUUUGGCAAACUCGUGGAGGAUAACAUUUUGAUCUCACUUCAAAAGCCUAGUUGGCUCAUUGCUACUGCCAAUAUCUUUGUUGUUAUUCAUGUUAUUGGAAGUUAUCAGGUCUUUGCAAUGCCGGUUUUUGAUAUGAUGGAAACUUUCCUUGUGAUGAAAAUGAAAUUCAAACCUAGUAGCACACUUCGUCUUGUCACUCGUUCUACAUAUGUUGGUUUUACCAUGUUUGUGGGAAUUGCAUUCCCGUUCUUUGGUUCCCUUCUAAGUGUGUUGGGGGGAAUUGCUUUCGCACCCACUUCCUAUUAUUUACCUUGCAUAAUAUGGCUGAUAAUAUGCAAGCCCAAGAGAUAUAGCUUAUCCUGGUAUUGUAACUGGUUCUCUAUCAUUUUUGGUGCUUCAUUAACUAUUUUAGCCCCUAUCGGUGCUGUGAGGGAUAUCAUAGUUCAAUCUAGUACCUACAAUUUUUUCUCUUAAAUCACUUUUAUAUUUUACUACCCAGAAAUAUUAAAACUUAAUACCGCUAUUUUUAAUAGCUAAUCACACGUGUCACUAAUUAUAAUGCACUCAUUAUGAGAUUGUACUUUUGAGAUUGUACUUAACUUGUCUAGGGAUAAGCCAUAUAUGUGUUUAAACAUGAUCCAAAGCUUGAUGGUGCUAUAAACUACAACAUUUUGAAUAUUUUGUUCUCAUUUGUCAA
Chenopodium quinoa (quinoa) is the source of this 1876-nucleotide messenger RNA. Its product is annotated as lysine histidine transporter 1-like. The coding region runs from base 304 to 1653 and encodes 449 amino acids. The transcript has 7 exons. Gene Ontology annotation, cellular component: plasma membrane. The record is from RefSeq and is a predicted model, not a curated record. NCBI's taxonomy places the organism in Eukaryota, Viridiplantae, Streptophyta, Magnoliopsida, Caryophyllales, Amaranthaceae.